This is a messenger RNA of Penicillium griseofulvum, 1146 nucleotides long. Its product is annotated as zinc-binding alcohol dehydrogenase family protein. The transcript has a single exon. Bases 1 to 1146 code for a protein of 381 amino acids. Gene Ontology annotation, molecular function: oxidoreductase activity, acting on NAD(P)H. The record is from RefSeq and is a predicted model, not a curated record. Lineage: Eukaryota; Fungi; Ascomycota; Eurotiomycetes; Eurotiales; Aspergillaceae.
AUGACACCACUGAAUCAGGCGGCUUGGAUACCCGCAAAAAAGGUCCUGCCAUUCAAGGUCGGCGAUGCUCCCUACACUCGCCCUGGCUCGGGCCAGGUCGUGGUCAAGAAUUCCGCCGUGGCCAUUAACCCUUUCGACUGGGUAUUGCAAUACAUUGGCCCAGCGCUUGCUGGUUAUAUUAAAUAUCCCUUCAUUUUUGGCACGGACGUUGCUGGAGAAGUAGUAGAAGUCGGCCCCGAUGUCGAGCGUUUCCACGUGGGCGACCGAGUCUGCGGUAGUGCUGUCGCCAUCGCGAAAGAGGUCAACCGCUCUGCCGAGGGAGCUUUCCAGCUCUAUACAGUAAUGCGACAAAAUAUGUUGACGUCGAUUCCCCCAAGCAUCUCCGAUGAACAGGCCUGUGUCUUAGGACUAGGCCUCGGAACUGCAGCGUACGGCCUCUUUCACCCGGAUUAUUUGGGUCUCGACAUGCCUAGGAUUCCGGUACCUACCAAUGUUGUGGGAAAGUCAGGCUUGCCGCGAACUGUCAUCAUCACUGGCGGUGCUUCAAGUGUUGGUAGCAACGCCAUACAGCUUGCUGUGGCCGCUGGCUACCAAGUCUUGUCUACGUCAUCUCCCAAGAACUUUGACUAUGUCAAGGGCCUUGGUGCCACUGGAGUCUUCGACUACAAGAGCAAAACGUUGGUCAAAGAUCUACUCCACGCUCUGAAAGACCAGGAGAUGGCCGGUGCCUACACAAUUGGCAAUGGUGCCGUCGAGGCCUGCACUGCGGUUAUGAGGAAACACGAUCCUAAACUCACCAGGAAGUUCAUUGCCGUGGCCGGCGCCAUCAUACCUGCCGACAAACUCACGACAUUUGUCGGCAAAGGCACGUACUUGAUGGGCAUGAUGGGCGGGAUGAUUAAAUCAGCUGGGACGCGCAUCAGAACCGGGGUGGAAGCCAAAUUUAUCCUUGUCGAUGGCCUAGUUGACCCUGAGAGCGUCGUCUCUCAUAUCUACAUGGGAUUCCUUCCACAGGCACUUGAACAGGGCCAGUUUGUGCCAGCCCCCCCACCGUAUGUUGUGGGCAAGGGGUUGGACAAGAUCCAAGAGGCUCUCCAUAUCCAGAGAAAGGGUGUGUCGGGAAAGAAACUUGUUGUGACGCUUUAG